AUGUCGUCAAUCGCGCACAAUCCUACUGGACUGGUGGACCUGCCGUUAGAAAUGCUGGUCGAGGUUAUGAAGCAGCUGGAAUGGGAUGACUUUUUGCGCAUGAGGCAGACCUGUCGGCAUAUGUGCAAAGUUUCCAAUGCACGUCCAAUCUGGCUGUACUUCUUUGAGAAAUACUUGCGUUCCACGAUCCCGGGACCCUUUCAUCCUGAUAAGCCCGUUCAAGACUAUUCAUCAUACGAACUCGAAUCCCUCGUCCUUCGCCGGAAAGGCACCGAAGUAGCGGAGGGCCGAUUCCCCCGCCAACGGAAAUUGCACCUGGGCAAGCCUAGUUCGGAUAUUUUGAGCAAUAUGCACCUUGUUCAUGGGGGACGCUGGCUCUUACAUGCUGUAGCCAAUGGAUCGGUGGAGUAUGUUGAUCUCGAUACGUCGGAACACAUCGCUCGGCCGCUCACCCCACCCCCUUACGAUGAAUCUGCCUGCGUCAUGGCGUCCAUGGUAGUCGACAUGGACAUGGCGACAGAUGAUCUCCCCACUGACAGGUCAUUGGUAUUCAAUUUGGGCUUGCUUCUUUGGCGCAUGCCACGGUAUGACGCAGAGAUAAUCAAGCCUACAUCCCUGCCCAGUAUGUGCAUCCAGGUGUGGCGCAUCACUUUCCAAAAUGAUUGUCAAGGUGGUAGCCUCCUGGCUCAGUGCCUUUCUGCAUUUCCGGAAGAAGCUAUUGCGAACCCGAGAGCUUUUAGCUUGUUUUGGGGACGUAUCGCGUACUCCCUGUGCUUCGUGGGUGAGCAUGCUCGCAGAGGGCGUUGCGUUGUUGUCGUGAACUGGCAAUUAGCGAACGCUAGUGAAAUGGGUCACCAAAGAAGAUAUAGGAGACUGUGGGGCCAAAAUCUGGCUUCUCCCAUCCGACAGGUUGCUUGUUGCUGA
Molecule: messenger RNA, 924 nt
Organism: Cyclocybe aegerita
Lineage: Eukaryota; Fungi; Basidiomycota; Agaricomycetes; Agaricales; Hemipholiotaceae
Source: the annotation of a GenBank genome assembly